AUGGAUGACGAGGCGACGCUUCCCAAGCCGCCCUUCAUCGCCGUGCCGGGGCUCCCCAACUUCCGCGAUGCCGGCGGUUACCCGAUCGACGCCCAGCCCGGCCGCAUCCUUCGACCGGGCAUCGUCUACCGCUCCGCAGAGCCCUCGCGCUUGACAGACCAAGGUGUCGCAAAACUCCAGCAACUCGGCAUCACCCACGUCUACGACCUGCGCUCAACCAUUGAGCUGAAGCGCCUCGCCGAGGCCGGCAACAACUGUGAUGUCCGCGAAUGGCCCGGUGCCACCCGCGUUUUCGUCCCUGUAUUCCGAGACCAGGACUACGGUCCCGAGGCCAUCGCCCUGCGCUACCGCAAUUAUUCCAGCAAUGGCACCGAGGGCUUCACCAAGGCCUACGCCGACAUUCUUCGCGCCGCCUCCGAACAGGACCAUCCUCAAGAACCCUUCCGCACCAUACUGUCGCAUCUCGCCACUCAGAGCCCUCCCUCGCCGUUGCUCGUCCACUGCACCGCCGGCAAGGACAGGACCGGCAUCAUCUGCGCGCUCAUCCUCAGUCUUUGUGGCGUCUCGGAUGAGGUUGUCGCCCACGAGUAUAGCCUGACCGACAUUGGUCUCCAGGAUCGCAAGGAGGAGAUUGUCAAGCACCUCAUGAGUACUGAGGCUAUGAAGGGAAAUCCCGAGGGCGCGCGUCGCAUGAUUAGUUCCCGCAAGGAAAACAUGUUGGCCACCCUCGACUUGAUCCGCCACGAGUACGGAUCGGUCGAGGCGUACGUACUGAACAGAUGCCGCUUAUCGGCUGGAGACAUAGAGCAGAUUCGGAAAAACCUCACGGUUGAUGCCACUGACGGGCAGGGAGUGGUAGACUGGGUUUCACAUACGAAGUAUUUGCUUUGA
This is a messenger RNA of Colletotrichum karsti, 891 nucleotides long. RefSeq names its product tyrosine phosphatase. The coding region runs from base 1 to 891 and encodes 296 amino acids. The record is from RefSeq and is a predicted model, not a curated record. The transcript has 3 exons. NCBI's taxonomy places the organism in Eukaryota, Fungi, Ascomycota, Sordariomycetes, Glomerellales, Glomerellaceae. Gene Ontology annotation, molecular function: phosphoprotein phosphatase activity. Gene Ontology annotation, biological process: dephosphorylation.